This is a messenger RNA of Pseudomassariella vexata, 1941 nucleotides long. Its product is annotated as fungal-specific transcription factor domain-containing protein. The transcript has 3 exons. Bases 1 to 1941 code for a protein of 646 amino acids. The record is from RefSeq and is a predicted model, not a curated record. Gene Ontology annotation, cellular component: nucleus. NCBI's taxonomy places the organism in Eukaryota, Fungi, Ascomycota, Sordariomycetes, Amphisphaeriales, Pseudomassariaceae. Gene Ontology annotation, biological process: positive regulation of transcription by RNA polymerase II. Gene Ontology annotation, molecular function: DNA-binding transcription factor activity, RNA polymerase II-specific; zinc ion binding; transcription cis-regulatory region binding.
AUGAUACAUUCAGCAACAUCGUCUAACGACUCGUGGAGUACGAGCUACGGUGAGGAGGCGGACGGGGACGACGCUGAACACGACACGCAUUGGGAACAAGGCUCCGACGACGUGUUGACGGUUCCGAAACUUGAACCACUGGACGAGGAGGAUUUUCACAUGAAUGAUGUGAAGGAAGCCCCACGAACUCCAAGACCCGCAUCGAGUCUUGUGUCGAGUGCUACCAAGACCAAGAGACCCAGAGGCCGGCCGAGGAAACACCCGCUUACGCCGCAAGUCUCGACGAACAAGGUAGCCAAGGGGCGGUCCAAAACGGGCUGCAUUACCUGUAGAAAGAGAAAGAAGAAGUGUGACGAAGCGAAACCACGAUGCAUGAACUGUGAGAAGAACGCUGUUGUCUGCGAAGGGUACCAUGAGAAGACGCUUUGGAAGAGUGGACGAGAGAGGGCCGAAGAAGAACGGCAAAAGUGGCAGAGCUUGCCGGUCAUCACGUUACAACCCAUCUUUCAAGGGGUGGAUGGACCUGAGGACAUGGUGUUCCUCAACCACUACAUCAACCACCUAAGCGGGGUACUGACGGUCGAGAGCCAACACAAGAAUGCUUUCAAGGACAUGUUGCUGCAAAUGGCGGUGGAACACCGGGGACUAAUGCAUUCCAUUUUGUCUCUGGCCAGCAAACACAUCGACUACGAUACUCCGUAUGGAGCCAAGAUCCUCAGCUCCAAUCCCAAAAUAACACCGGCAACACUGCUGGCGCGGUCCGAGUAUCAUUAUACGGCAGCCAUGGACAAGCUGUACGAGGAUAUCCGCCGGGAGGGUAUAAAAGAGGAGUCGGAGAACAGAGUCAACUUGUCCGUUCGCUACGGACAGAUGCUCUGUCUCCUAAUCCAGUCCCUUGCCGAGGGCAGUCACAACGGCGAGCACCGUGUGCACUUACAGGCCUACAAGAGGCUCAUCCAGCACUCACCGCCGGAGGACUCUGCCUUCCUCGUCUUCAUCACCGAGUUCUUUCAAUUCCACAUCUUCGCCGACGAAUUAAUACGGCACCCCGACAGUUUGACCGCGCGCCUGGCGACGGAGGAGUGGGAGCCGUGGCUAGCUAUCCAACCAGCACGACUUAUAGGCGUCGCCGACGGCCUCUUCAAAUACCUCACCCAGAUCACAUCGAUCCGAAACACAAUCCGGACAAACAUGAUGAACGAAAUCGAUCCCGUGGUAGAUUAUGCAUCCCUGUAUCGCGCCGCCGAGAUCGACGCCGCGAUACGGGAAUGGACUCCCCACUGGCCCCCAGGCGACAGCCGCGAACGUGCCGCCCUUCUCUAUAAGCAGAUGAUGUGGGUGUACCUCUUCCGAACCAUCUAUCCGCCUUCAUCGCCCACAUCUUCCCUCCUGACCAGUAACCUGACCCUCGGGGCCGGCUGCUCACCGCCUCUCUCCCCGACUUCCCCCGCUCAUUCGGGCCACGACCCGCAAUGUCCCGACCACCCGGUAACAAGCCACGGUCACGGUCACGGUCACGGUUAUGGUCACAGCCACGGCCACGGCCACGGCCACGGCUCCAACAGCUCUUACUCCUGCUCACCCUGCCGCGACUCCUCGCCCCCGCCCAUCCGAUACCCUCCACACCACGACACCCGCAUCACCGUCGCUGUAGACGAAUCGCUCGCCAUACUAGACUCCUUCAAGCCCAGCGACCCCGUGCAGACGCUCCUGCUUAUCCCGUGCCUCGUCAUCGGGUGUGCCUGCUUUGCGCCGUCGCAGCAGAACAGGAUACGCGGCGCCGUCAGAGCUGUCCACGGGUACACGGGCCUGAGGAAUUGCGAUCGCGCGUUGCAGGUUCUGGAGGAGGUGUGGAGGUUGAUGGAGCGCGGGGAGUGGGCGCGGGUGUGGGAUUGGCAGGGUGUGGCUAAGGGGUUAGGGUUGGACUUUUCUUGUACCUAG